Molecule: messenger RNA, 1539 nt
Organism: Aureobasidium namibiae CBS 147.97
Lineage: Eukaryota; Fungi; Ascomycota; Dothideomycetes; Dothideales; Saccotheciaceae
Exons: 3
Coding region: 1-1539 (512 amino acids)
Biological process (GO): regulation of DNA-templated transcription
Molecular function (GO): DNA-binding transcription factor activity, RNA polymerase II-specific; zinc ion binding
Source: RefSeq, a predicted model, not a curated record
AUGGCGCCACGGUCGACCGGCUGUGCCAACUGUCGGAAACGUAAGAUCAAGUGCGACGAAGGGCGUCCGGGAUGCAAAAAGUGCCAAAUCCACAACACGCCAUGCCCGGGAUACCGAGGGAUCAAACCUGACGGACUGGAAUGGCGCGACGAAACUCAGGCGGUAACGAGACGUGUGGAAAAGGGAUGGAAGGGUGGUUCCGGCAGCAGCAGUCCUGAAAACAGUAGCGAUUCCGACAGUGGUGCGCCCCUUGCCAAAAAUGUCGAGGAGCUGAGUCUAGUCGACAGGCCUGUCGCGACCGAAUACACAGUCAUACCGCAGGCUGUCUUCAGUGCUGCGACCAACCGGUCGCAGAUGUUUGAUGUCAGCAUGAGAUUGUACCGACCUACGACACUGAAUGACCAGCCACUGCGAGCGCAUAUCUCGGACUUUUCAUGUCUACAAAAGACCAUCAAUUCCAAGUCUUCACCAGCAUUGCUUGCGGCUGUUGACACGAUCAGUCUGUUGCAACUGGGAGUGUCAUACCAAGAUAAGACCUUUUUCGAGCAUGCCAGGCGGAGAUAUGGACAAGCAUUGGCCGCGUUGGUUGUUGCACUCAACAGACCAAACGUCCUUGCAAAUAAUGAUGUUUUGGGUGCUAUGAAGCUACUAGAAUUUUGCGAGCUGUUCCAUCCUGUAGCACAGCAAGGAAGUUGGAUCAGCCACGUUAAUGGAGUGGAGAACUUUUUGAUGCAGCGGGGACCAGUCCCGCUGGUAACAGAACUUGACAACAUGCUCUUCUUCCAUGCCAGACACUCUUCCAUUCUUCAAGGUGUGCUCAAACGCAAGGCCAUCCCAUUUGCUGAGCCGAAGUGGAUGGCAGUCACGAAAGACACGCCUUACACGGAUUCAUCGCCCCGUCUGUUCGACGUUUUGGUACACGUACCAGGCCUCUUUGAGCGUGCUGACAACUUAAUCGCAAGCGGCGAGCCUACGUAUCUCAAUGGUGUGAUUGCAGACCUGGUCACCGCCAUUGACCAGCUUCAAGAAUGGGAAGUCGAGUAUCACGCCGAACUGAAAGAACCGGCUUUCACCAACGUCGACAUAGCGACAUUCAAAAGGUACACACGACUAUGCCACAACAAGACAUUCCCACUGGCCAUCGACUUCCCCGAUUUCCUCACCGGAUACCUACAGUCGAUAUACUGGCUUUAUCUCUUCACUAUUGAGCGCACGCUUCAGGAUAUCUUGAUGAAGUAUCCUGGUAGCAAGUGCACCUACCCGCUCGACGAAUUGAACAGGCGAAUCUUACAGAUCGCUAUCUACAUGUGUCAGAUGAUGCCAUACUUCUGCGAGCCCGAAGCCUCGUCAAUGGGCCGCUUCGCCACUUUUAUGCCUUUAGUGUUUGCACUCAAGUAUUUCGAGGCACGUGGAAUGAAGGCACAAAAAGACUGGUGCCAGGAUGUCACCGAUGCCAUGUUUAAUGAUGGCAUCAAUCCACCAUGGAAGUUGGAUAUAGCCAAAGGGCUAAAGCCAGGCGAGAAGAAACAAAUUGCCUAG